AUGUCGUAUGAAAAUUUGCCGACGACGACCUCGUCUUCCACGUCGAGUUCCGGGAUCGCAGUCAAUUUUGAAAAGCUCAGUGGCAUAGCUAACUAUGGAAACUGGAAGUUUUUGAUGCGUAUGUACUUGAUUCAUGAAAAUCUAUGGGAUUGCAUACAGGAAGAGUCUACCGGCGUUCCCAAGGUCAGCGAUGAGCGUCAACAACAGAGAACGCUUGCAAAAAUAUGCCUGAUGGUGCAGCCGUCAUCGUUUUCACAUCACCAACGCAUCAUCUUAGGCCCUGCUGGACGCACGGAGCAGAACCGGUCGUCCACCGGCCGCCGCGCCCGCGCCCGCGCCCCGCGCACCGCGCACCGCGCGCGACAUUCUCCCACCAACCGCGACACACGAAACACGACGGCUCGCGUCCGGCCCGCUCGCGAUUAUGCUUUAUCUAAAGCUAAGCUUACGCAAUUUACUGCUUAUUUAACUACAGCAAAAUCUUGUGCUCAGUUGAGUGACCCACAAUUGGUUGAACUAGACCUACGCAUAAACAAAAUAGAUGCUUUAUAUGAGUCAUAUGACACGUUUCAGAGCGAGUUGGAGCAGCUAGUGGAGGACCCGACCGAGCUGUAUACCGAUCGAGAGCAGUUUGAAGGGACUUAUUACCACGAGCUCGCGACCGCACGAGAACUAUUGGAGCGACAUCGUAGUCAGCGCGCUAAGGAGUACGCUAGCGCCAGGUCUGAGGUAGGUUCCGAUGAGUGCCCAACCGUCAUAUCAUGCAGACAAAGCAACGUACGUUUGCCAAAAAUAAAUCUACCACAUUUUAGCGGCGGCUGUCAAAAUUGGUUGGAAUUUAAAGAUAUUUAUGUCUCAUUAAUUCAUACGGAGAAAAGCAUAGAUGAUAUCAAUAAAUUCCAUUACCUUCGUGCUUCUCUUCACGGAAGUGCGGCCAUAGUGAUCCGUAGCUUAGAUUUUAGGGCAGAAAAUUAUAAUGCAGCAUGGAAAUUGCUAUGCGACAGGUACGACAACAAACAAUUAUUGGUAAAUAAUCAUGUUCAAGCUCUUUUUAACAUAGACCCGAUUCACCGCGAGUCUUGUCAUGGUCUCCGACAAAUAGUCGACACUGCAAAUAAAAAUCUUAGAGCACUGGCUACCCUUGAUCAGCCAGUCGAUCAUUGGGAUACCUUAGUCAUUCAUAUAAUGUCGUCAAAGUUAGACAACAUUACUAGUAGAAAAUGGGAGGAGCAUAGGAACUCAUUGUCAGAACCUCCUUCACUUGACAAUUUUCUGACAUUUUUGAGUAACAGGUGUAAUCUUCUUGAAACAUUAGAAGAAUCCAAAAAUAAUAAGUCGAAGGCUGAGCCGUCAGUCAGUAAACCGAAAAGUUUUGCAGCCUCUUCAAGUCAACAUGACAGCGCAAAAAAUCAUCUUAAACCCUGUCCUUUGUGUAACAAGACCCACUAUAUCUUUAAUUGUGACACCUUCAGAGCCUUGCCGGUUGACCAACGUUGGAAUAAGGCCAAGGAGUAUAAAGUGUGCCUUAAUUGUCUGCGCCCGGGACAUCAUGAGUCGAAAUGCAGUCUUAGUCAUUGUAAAUAUUGUAAGGUCAGACACAAUACGUUGUUGCACACUCAUAAUGACACAAAUAACCCUACAGAACACGUAGCAUUGUCGGCAACCAAUCACGUCAUGGGUAACGUAUCACCACAUGUAUUUCUUUCCACAGCUCAGGUGAAGGUCAGUGACAGCAAGGGUCAGUUGCACACAGUGAGAAUCAUGCUGGAUAAUGGCAGCACAGCAAAUUACAUUUCGCAGAGUUUGACGAGUAGACUAUCAUUGCCAACACGCUCUAUUAUUUCUAAUACGUCUGGUUUAAACGAACAAGAGUCAAAAAGUGUACAGGCUUGCUCUCUUCAUAUGGAGUCUUGCGAUGGAACGUUUAAGACAGACAUUGAUUGUUACAUAUUGCCAAAGGUCACACGACCCAUUCCUGACCAGUUUUUAAACGUGAAUGAAAUACCUAUUCCUUCAGGACUUUGUUUAGCUGACCCCUCUUAUUAUGAACCGUCUUCAAUUAAUCUUCUUGUCGGUGCCCAAAUCUUUUGGGCUAUACUUGGUUCAGGGCGUAUAGAUCUUGGAAAACAAAAUCCACUCCUUGCUGAAACUAAACUUGGCUGGCUUGUUGUAGGAGCUUUGUAUCAGCCAAGCCUUAAUAACCCUCAUAAUCCUGUUUGUUUCUUUCUUAAUGAUCAGCAAACGGGCAUAGAUCUUUCUCCAUUUUGGGAGCUUGACACAAUACCUUCAAAACAUAAUCUCACCAUAGAUGAAAAUACAUGUGAGCAAAUUUUUUCCACUACAACAAAAACGUGAUGAAGAGGGAC
Molecule: messenger RNA, 2366 nt
Organism: Cydia pomonella (codling moth)
Lineage: Eukaryota; Metazoa; Arthropoda; Insecta; Lepidoptera; Tortricidae
Exons: 3
Coding region: 1-2355 (784 amino acids)
Source: RefSeq, a predicted model, not a curated record